Messenger RNA from Daldinia caldariorum, 999 nucleotides. RefSeq lists its product as uncharacterized. The transcript has 3 exons. Lineage: Eukaryota; Fungi; Ascomycota; Sordariomycetes; Xylariales; Hypoxylaceae. Bases 153 to 821 code for a protein of 222 amino acids. The record is from RefSeq and is a predicted model, not a curated record.
UCAAGAGGGUUUAAAAAGAGCAUUGUGUACUUCCAUACCUACGAGUCGAAGUUUUCAACGAGGAUCGCCGACACUGUCCAAUACCCAGGUCCAAUACAGUUGAUUAUCUUUACGUCCAACAUCUUUCCGUUGUCUCGCAGUCGCACCUCAAUAUGGCUCAGCAAACGCCCCCGGUAACAACGAUAGUACCUUUCCAGUCCCUGCCUUCAUGCGCAGUAGGCUGUGGUCCCCUUUACGAUGCCAAUGGCGCUUGUGUACCUCCCGCAGCCCCAGCUGCCGAUGAAAAUACUUACGACGCGUGUUUUUGUGCCUACAACAGUCUUCAACCGUUCAAACAGGGCGCAUCCGGAGUAUGCGACGCUGCUUGUACUGCCGAUACCGCGGGCUUAUCAAGUAUACAAGGCUGGUUCACAAGUUUCUGUAAUGAAAAGGCCGCAGCUACUGCGUCAUCAUCUUCGUCGACAAGCACAGCGACAAGUGCCGCGGGUUCAGGAAGCAAUAGUGGCGGUGGAGAUUGGAUGUCAACACAUUGGAGAUGGGUAGUCAUGAUAGUCAUUGUUGUCGUCGGCAUCGUCGGCAUCUGGAUUGGAGCAUGUAUAUGGCGUCGCAAAUACCUCAAGAAGAAGGAUCGAAUGUACGAGCUGGGCAAGGGCCUUCCCAGCAAUAUCGCGAUUAAUACCCAGGGUAAUCUAGUCGGUCCCGGCGCGAGGGAUAGCACUUACUCCAAUCCGGGCGUGUUUAUGUCCGGCUCUGCAGGUUCUGGAUAUGUGGAAAAGCCAAAGAAGGAGCGCAAGAAGUGGAAUGUUACACAACGAACAUGACCAUCAUAACAUCAACGAAAUGGUAGUCCUAUAUCAUUUAAACGACACUCCUUUUAGAUGCCAACAUGGUAUCGUUACUACCACAAGUUAUCUACUAUACUGGUCCUAUGGCUAUGGGACCAUUCCUUAGCAUAUUGUCGAUUCCGAAUUCCACAUUACGGGCGUUAAAGGUUGGAAG